Messenger RNA from Antechinus flavipes (yellow-footed antechinus), 5504 nucleotides. It is a transcript of the gene LDLR, whose product is annotated as low density lipoprotein receptor. The transcript is spliced from 18 exons. The record is from RefSeq and is a predicted model, not a curated record. Gene Ontology annotation, molecular function: protein binding; calcium ion binding. Lineage: Eukaryota; Metazoa; Chordata; Mammalia; Dasyuromorphia; Dasyuridae. The coding region runs from base 725 to 3289 and encodes 854 amino acids.
UAUUUGUUUGUUUUUAGAAGGGUGUGGCUUUUCUCACAAUGCAGGAGAUCGGAGGGAACCCUACACGCAUGUAUCACUAUAAAAUUGGAAAACAUCUCGCUGCUUCACAGGCGCGAUGGCUUUGGGCUAAAUACUCCACAGACUGGAGUUCCGAAGGCCAUGCAGAGUACCUUCGCGAGGAUCAGACCUGCGGCCAUUUAACGGAGAAAAAGCUACAGCCUUAGUUAUUGGACAUUCGUGAUGAGCCUAAGGGAAGACGAUUCAAUGACUGCAGUGUUUGAGGAGUACAGAUGUUGCUGAACUGCUUUGAGUUUGUGAAUAGCGGUAUCGAGGAACUGAGACAGAUACAUAAGAAACGUUUGGGGAAUUGUUUUCCAGGACUCAGUGAGGGUUGCGAAGGGGGUCCGGAAUGUUGUCCAGUUGCAGUCAGGAUUUCACGGGUUAAAGAAUGUGCCUAUGUCACAUCAUGCGUUGGAAACUCCUCCUCCUUUCUGUGAGGUGAAGAUUUUUGAAAAUCACCCCACAUUAAACUCCUCCCCCUCAUCGAAGCCGCACAUUGAAAUUCUGCAAAUAACUCCUGCCUCCCAAGCAUUUCUCAUACAGACGUGCUAAGUCACGCCUGGGUUUCAUCGGAAAAUUUAAAGCCCAGUUAGGACCAACUGUGGGAAUAGGACACAAUAGAACCCGGGGGAAAGGAAGCUAGCCCAAACCGGGAGAAGGAAGCAUGAAAGUACCACGAGCUUUAGAUGUAUUGUUGAGUUCAGGGCUCUUUGUCAUUCUGAUUCUACCUACUGCUACGAAUGCAGUGGACAAAUGUGAGAGGAAUGAAUUCCAGUGCCUGGAUGGAAAGUGCAUCUCCUAUAAGUGGGUCUGCGAUGGUACUGCUGAGUGUAAGGACGGAUCAGACGAAACUCUGGAGACCUGCUCAUCUGUGACCUGCAAACAAGGAGAGUUCAGUUGCGGUGGCCGCAUUAAUCGCUGCAUUCCCUCCACCUGGAAAUGUGACUCCCAUGAUGACUGUGAAAAUGGUUCAGAUGAACAAGAUUGCCCCCCUAAGACUUGUGCCCAUGACCAGUUCCGAUGCCAUGAUGGAAAAUGCAUCUCCCAAGAAUUUGUCUGUGACACGGACCGGGACUGUACGGAUGGGAGUGAUGAGCUGAAUUGUCCAGACCCCACCUGCAAUCCGGCCACGUUCCAGUGCAACAACACUAUCUGUAUCCCGAAGCUAUGGGCCUGUGAUGGUGAUGAGGACUGUGAGGACGGCUCCGAUGAAUGGCCUGACAACUGUGGGGGACACAACUUGGUCAAGGAGUCCAAGCCUUGCUCCUCUCUGGAGUUCCACUGUGGCAGUGGAGAGUGUAUCCACAUGAGCUGGAAGUGUGAUGGCGGUUUUGACUGCAAGGACAAGUCUGAUGAAGAAGGAUGUGUCAAAGCCACUUGCCGCCCAGAUGAGUUCCAGUGCAAUGAUGGGGAGUGUGUCCACGGGAGCCGACAGUGCAACAAGGAAUAUGACUGCAAGGACAUGAGCGAUGAGAUGGGCUGUGUCAACGUAACACUGUGUGAGGGCCCGGACAAAUUUAAAUGUCACAGUGGAGAGUGUAUCUCUUUUGACAAAGUGUGUAAUGGACCCAGAGACUGCCGGGACUGGUCUGAUGAGCCCAUCAAGGAGUGUGGAACCAAUGAGUGUCUGGACAACAAAGGUGGAUGCUCACAUAUAUGUAAUGACCUCAAGAUAGGCUAUGAAUGCCUGUGCCCUGAAGGCUUCCGGCUGGUUGACCAGAAAAGAUGUGAAGAUAUUGAUGAAUGUCAGAACCCAGACAUCUGCAGCCAAUUCUGUGUGAAUCUCCAGGGAAGUUACAAAUGUGAAUGCAAUGAAGGCUACCAAACUGACCCGAUCACAAAGACCUGCAAGGCCAUUGGCACCAUUGCCUACCUCUUUUUCACCAACCGCCACGAAGUGAGGAAGAUGACUCUGGACCGAAGUGAAUACAUUAGCCUCAUUCCAAACCUGAAGAAUGUUGUAGCCUUGGACAUGGAGGUUGCCAGCAAUAAGAUCUACUGGUCUGACCUCUCACAGAAGAAGAUCUAUAGCUCUGAGAUUGACAGUGCCCACAGUUUUUCCACUCAUGACACCGUGAUCAGUGGGGAUAUCCAGGCUCCAGAUGGCAUUGCAGUUGACUGGAUCCAUGGGAAUCUCUACUGGACAGACUCUGUCCUUGGUACCAUUUCUGUAGCCAAUACUAAGGGCUCCAAGAGGAAGACACUUUUCAAGCAGGAAGGCGCAAAACCACGGGCCAUUGUGGUAGACCCAGUUCAUGGCUUCAUGUAUUGGACAGACUGGGGAACCCCUGCCAAAAUUGGGAAAAGUGGUCUGAAUGGAGUUGACAGCUUCCCCCUGGUGACAGAAAAUAUACAGUGGCCCAACGGAAUCACUCUUGAUCUUUCCAGUGAACGUCUCUAUUGGGUUGACUCCAAACUCCACUCCAUCUCCAGCGUGGAUGUCAAUGGUGGAAAUAGGAGGAUUGUAUUAGAGGAUAAAAACAAACUUGCACACCCAUUCUCCUUGGCAAUCUUUGAGGAUAAAGUCUUCUGGACAGAUAUUAUGAAUGAAGCCAUUUUCAGUGCGAAUCGCCUCACGGGAUCCGAUAUCAUUUUGGUGGCAGAAGAUCUGUUGUCUCCUGAGGACAUUGUUCUCUAUCACAACCUCACCCAGCCUACAGGGGUGAACUGGUGUGAGAAGACUUCUCUUCCCAAUGGGGGCUGCCAGUAUCUGUGCCUUCCAGCUCCCCAGAUCAACUCUCACUCCCCCAAAUUCACCUGUGCCUGUCCUGACGGCAUGGCCCUGGCUGCAGACAUGAAAAAGUGUACCAAAGAAGCGACUGUACCUGCUACUUCUACCACUAAAUCGACCACUCUUGCCCGGUUAGUAACAACUGUAACAACUCGGAAGCCUACCACCAAAAAUGGCACUCCUGAUCUCACAACAGCAGAAAUGGUUACAAUGUCCCAAAAAGCAGUUCAAAAUCCAAUGGGCAUGCAAGACACUCCAGAACAUCAAGGUGGAUCCAAAGCUCUAUACGUUGUUUUACCAUUAGUUCUGAUCUCUCUGAUUUGCUUCGGCGCAUACGUGGUAUGGAAGAAAUGGCGACUCAGGAACAUCAAUAGUAUAAAUUUUGAUAAUCCUGUCUAUCAAAAGACCACAGAGGAUGAAGUUCACAUCUGUAGAAGUCAAGAUGGCUACACAUACCCCUCGAGACAGAUGGUGAGCCUGGAAGACGAUAUUGCAUGAACAGUUGCCACAAGAAGUGCCUCUUACCAAAAGUUGCUGCUUAUUUAUGGAAGGGAAAUGCCUUUUCUUUCCUUAUUCCUUUAUGAACUGCUCACCUCCCAGGGCAGCCACUGCUGCUACUUCCUAAGGGACCUAACUGAUUCCUCCUACCUAAAGAAAGAAGAGAAAGCAAAAAACAAACAAACAAAGCCAUUACUCCCAGUCACCCUCAGAGGAACGGCCUCUGUUGCUGGUGUCUGGGCUAAGCUGACUGUCUGCUUGAGGUUUUGUUUUAUAUAUUUAUUCAUCUUGGAGGCAAGGCAGUCAAGCUUCUGUUGGGAUCCCUUGAUCCCAUCAAAUGGGUUUUGUUGGUAAUUUCCCUUACGUGUGAAGGAGAAGAGAAACAGAAAACGCGCUGGAGGUGAUUCUCUGGAUGUAAGGUUGCAAUAUUUCUCUGGUGGGAUUUGGAUGCUUCCUCUACUACAGUCCUGGAUAAAAGAUUCAGUUAUGUAGAGACUUGGGGACUGAACUAAAAGCACAGCGGCUUCCAGCUAGAAGCAGGUGCUACUCCUGGUCAGGUGCUGCACCCCAUCCCUCCCCCAGUCCCUUUAUCUCAGGAGUGAAAGUGUUUACUUCUACCUUGGAGUUCUUGGUAGACAACCUGACACCACCCUCCCCUAAUCCCAAACUUCUAAGCACAUCAGUGCUCUUCUUUUAAGCCAUUAAAUUGCCUCAGAGGUGACUUGUAAACAAACAUGGGGUUACCUUGGGCUAAAACGAGCCUAACCUCUGUCACUUAACCACUCAUCUACAGUACUUUCUGCUCAUUCAUUGUAUAAUAUUCUACAAUGUGCCAGACACUAUCAGGUGAACUCCUUCUGGACCAUUUUGGUCUUAGGAGUUCAUAGUCUGUCAUUAUAUGAAGUUUUUUGUUUGGGGAUUUUUUAUCCCCACUCGACAUUUCUUUCCCUCUCAUUCACCCUUCUUCCUUUUCAUAGGUGAAUUUUGUAUCUCUCUUCUCUCUCUCUCUUUUUUUUUUUUUUUUGCACUUUUUCAGUUCAGGGUUGUAUAUUUGUAAAUUUUAUAUUUUAUUAUGAUUUUGCACUGUUCCCUUUGUAUAUAUUAUUUUGACUAAUAAUGAGGGCUUGGCCAGGAUGACCAAUUUCAAACUGCCAACAGAAAGAUUUCAUUGUAUUUGUGAAUUCGCAGUAUUUUGUAUACUGUUCAGUAAAUGAGAAGGGGUGAGUGUGUGUGUAUGUGUGUAUGUAUGCGAGUGCUUCUGAAUAUUUCCAAAUGAAAAAAUUAAUCAGGAAAGCCAAGUCAAGACUUCGUUGUUUAAAAUACAGUUUAAAAUUGCCAUCUUUUAUCUUUCUAGCUCACAUCUAAUGAAUUAUUUGAAAAGUCUGCUCCCCUCGUGUUUCUUACAAACCUUCUAGACUGCACAAUUGAAUACAUUGCUUCACUUAGGGAGAUGUGCUGUCUUAGCACAUCUAAAUCAGUGCCCUUUGCCCAGAAUAUUUGCAUAGGACUGGCACACUUUAUGCUGAGCUAUAUAUUUUCAAUUAGAAAUCUUUUGGAAAGAAUAGCAGCAGCCAGCCUUUCUACUGUUUGCCUUGCACUUCAGGGGCCCUGAAUAAAUAUUUGUUGAACAUAACACUGGAGAGAGCCAGGCGAACUCCCAUCAUUCCUGAUUGGUGAAUGUUUGUUCACCCUUUGCCCCGACCCUUUCCUUUUCAGUUUAAAGAAAGUAGGAGUAAACAGGACAUAAAGACUAGAAUAGAAAAAGAUAUAAAGCACUACAACCUUCUAUUGCCAGAAGCUGUGAAAGACAUUCUGAAGCCUGUAAAUAAAAUCAUGUACAGUCAGUAGGUUAUUUGUUUGUGUAGUAUUUUUUUUUGCACACAAUAUGUCUUUUUGUGUAUUCUGUGUAUAUUUGGGUGAGACCACUAUCGCUCAUUUUUUAAAAAUCACUUUAUUUAUUUUUUUUAACUUCUUGGGGCCCCCUCCACAUCUACGGUAAUUUUUUUUUCCGGGGUCUUUCUUCUCAUCCUAUAUCUAAAGAUAACUUUUGCACCGCUGUGGCUGAUGCUUCCUGGGGAAAUGGCAUUUGCACACACACAUGAAACACUGAUCGCUUUUGUAAUGGGUGGGUGUCAGACUUUUUAAACAACUAUGUACAAAAUGUUUUUGUAGCCUGAUUGUCUUACUGUGAUCAAUUAAAUUUCUUAAAUGCAAA